AAAUUCAGUCCACCCUCUCUCUCACUCCAGCUUUUAAGUAAAAGUCCUAGUAACUUAUAAUUCAUUACUAGGACAUUUAUCCACUGGCACCCUAGAAAAUAUGAACCUUUACGGUGAUCAAAUGGGUUUGAUUGCUCAAUACUAUCCUGAAAUUUACAGCCAAGUGGUCCAAGAAGAAGGUAUCGAGAAAACGCGGAAGAAGAGCCGACGAAAGAAGAGCAAAGGUAAGUGCGGAAACGGAAGUGAGGCGGCCGGGAAGAGGAAGUUAAGCCAAGAACAAGUGAAUCUGUUGGAGACGAGUUUUGAAAAUGAGCAGAAGUUGGAGUCUGAAAGGAAGGAGAAAAUUGCAUCUGAACUCGGACUCGACCCCCGCCAGGUUGCAGUUUGGUUUCAGAAUCGACGGGCUCGGUGGAAGAGCAAGAAAUUGGAGGAAGAGUACUCUAAAUUGAAGGCCAAACAUGACUGCACUGUGGUAGAGAAAUGUAGGCUCGAGAACGAGGUAUUAACGCUGAAGGAACAAGUUUCUGAAGCUGAAAAGGAGAUACAAAGACUACUUGAACGUGGAGAUGGAUUUUCAAGCAUCAACAGUCCAAGUUCAUCGUUUUCAAUGGAGCUUUUGGAGCCAACUUUUUUGGGAGGAUUUGGAAUGGAGGGAUUAGAAAAUGUCCUUUACGUACCACAAAAUGAUUAUAUAAAUGGGUUGGAAUGGGUUAAAGUCUAUGAUAUGUAAUUAAAUAAUUUAUUAGUAAAUUAAGGGCAUUUGAUAUGUAGAUAAUGACCAAUGAAUGUACAUAUUUUCUCCCUGAUUUCUGGUUA
Molecule: messenger RNA, 816 nt
Organism: Olea europaea var. sylvestris
Lineage: Eukaryota; Viridiplantae; Streptophyta; Magnoliopsida; Lamiales; Oleaceae
Product: homeobox-leucine zipper protein ATHB-40-like
Exons: 3
Coding region: 101-730 (209 amino acids)
Biological process (GO): positive regulation of DNA-templated transcription
Cellular component (GO): nucleus
Molecular function (GO): DNA-binding transcription factor activity, RNA polymerase II-specific; sequence-specific DNA binding
Source: RefSeq, a predicted model, not a curated record